GCGAAACAAAACAUCUUCGGUACCUCUGGUAUAUAAAAAUCCAGUUAGAGUCAUAGUUCUCAUGAAACAACUAUUUAUAUAGUUUCUUUCAAACUUGUCCUCGAAGAAUUUAUCGUGUUUUGUAGAAAAAAACAUGAUUUGUAUAAAACUAUUAAAUAUAUCAUUUAAUUGAUCCGUUAAAACCUGUUCUACGAAAAAAAAUUUAUUAUGAAAUCUCAAUCUUAUUAUAAUUCUGAAAUUGUGUAAUCUCGUGGUCAAUUUCAGCUCAUUGCAGUGCCAUAGUUUGAUUAUUUAACUGAAUCAGCACCCAGUUGAUUCCCUCUUAAAUGUUGCAUUGAACUAAGAAAUACUAAAAUUAACGUUUUGUUCUCACUCACUUAACACAAUUCUCACUUAACGGAAAAAUCUGCAAAAGUUCCCACAAAGCCACAAUUAGUAGUUUCCAAAUCUGGACAAAACUCAAAAUUUCCUGCGUGAACUGCAUCAAUCUAGAUCUAACAUAACCUUUUUCGCAUAUUUUGGCGGUUACUAAAUUUCCAGAAGGAUAAAUAUGUGCUGAAGAACGCCACCUAUAUAAUGAUUUCCAAAUAUCGAACUGUUCCUAUUUGUUGGUACUGAGGAUAUUUUUCUGAUUUCUGAACUACAAUCUGUUCUUUUAGAUUGUAGCUAACAUAUUUCUUAUCAAUUUCGAAUGUGAUUCUCAAUUUUCGGUGAGUCGCUUCUAUAUUCUUUUUGGCAUUUUUUUUGCAACAUUGUCCACAAUUUUGAGUGUUGGAAAGAAAUAAAAAUACCAAUAAAUAAUUAUAUCUUCCAAUCGAUAUCAAUACAUCAAAUUUAACUGAAGGUGACUCUGGACAAGUUAACGGACGCGAAUAUUACAACGGAUGAAGCCAAAGACUCCAUUAAUUAUCUUAAUUGAAUCUUCAAAUUCUACGACUAUCUGUCGGUAUAAAAGGUGUUGGGUGAAACAUAUGAAAGCAGUUCUCCACAUCCUUCUUCUAAUAACGCAAAUAAUCAUGUUUAAACUAAGUCUUGUGUUGUGUGUUGUUUUUGCAAUAAGCGAAGUCAAGCUUGCUCCAAAUGAUUUCCAAAAACUUCAAGAAACCACUCACGAGGAAUGUUUGAAGGAAGCAGGAAUCGAACAAGUCGAAUUGACUAAAGUAUUCGAAUCGAAAGCAUCCGAAGAAGCGUUUGAAAAUUACUCUUAUUGUUUUGCUAAAAAAUUUGGUGUUAUCGGAGAAGACAAUAAAAUAAACAAAGAUAAAGCUAGGGAACAGUUUGAAAGAGUCAAACCUGGAUCAUCAGAAGUUUUUAUGAAAGCAUGCGUUCCCGAUGGAGAAGUUAGUAAAAAAAUGGCUCUGGUUAUGUCGAAAUGUAUAGUUCAGAAGAAAAGAGAACUUUUGAACCAAUAAUACCAUUUUUCUAAAUUUGAAUAAAUACUUUUAUGAACUAGAUAUU
Diorhabda sublineata is the source of this 1458-nucleotide messenger RNA. RefSeq lists its product as uncharacterized. The transcript has 2 exons. Gene Ontology annotation, molecular function: odorant binding. The record is from RefSeq and is a predicted model, not a curated record. The coding region runs from base 885 to 1412 and encodes 175 amino acids. NCBI's taxonomy places the organism in Eukaryota, Metazoa, Arthropoda, Insecta, Coleoptera, Chrysomelidae.